Rotaria sordida is the source of this 561-nucleotide messenger RNA. NCBI's taxonomy places the organism in Eukaryota, Metazoa, Rotifera, Eurotatoria, Philodinida, Philodinidae. The record is from the annotation of a GenBank genome assembly.
AUGAUUGAGAAUAAAUGUAAAUCAUUUGAAAAUCUGCUACCUACAACUACAACGAAACAAUCACAUACACAGUUUCCCGAACAUUUUGAAAAGCAUCGUAGUAAACUUCAUCGUGAAUUGGCUAUGCGUUGGCCAUUUCGUACUGAUUUACCAGAUUCUAUAUCGAUACCACCGACUAUUUCUAAAUCUACUGCCCAUUCAAAUAUGCGUGAUGGUAAUAAAUCCAAUAUGACACUCGGUGAUAAUGAUAAUCUACGAUCGAAUAAUUUAACAUCAACAAAUCAUAUUGGAUUAAUUGGGAAAAAACCUGAAACAAUUAAUCGUAUAAUACCGAUUGAUGACCAAUUUUCAUCUGAUGAACGUCAACAACAUAUUGAAUGGAUAUUAAAAGCACAAGAAGGUAUUAUUACUUAUCAAUUACCUGAUGGUUUACCUGAUGGAUUUGCUUUAUAUAAUAAACUUCAAAAAUUAAUGAAAACAAAUACAAUCUAUUUAAAUGAUAGAUAUUUUUGGACAACAUUAGAAAAUCGAUUUAAAAAUUUAAGAAAAGUAUCUUAUUAA